AAUAUUUGAUUAAUAUUUUACUAUAUUUUAAAAAAUGCACAGCAUUGUUCAUCCUCAUUUUUAUCAGUACUGAUAAGGUUCCAGGAAAAUGUGAUUAUUAUUUUAAGGGUAUUUACCUAUUACCAUCGUAUCGUUUUUAAUAUAACUUGUAGUUUUUGUUUUCUUUCUAUAAAAAUUUAAGAAAUAUAGAUUACCUAUAUGUUUCAUACUUUUUCUGUGCAGUAUACCUACCUAUCCUAUAUUACAUACGUACCUAUUACUUUUAUCGCAGAACAAGUUCGAACACAGGUGUACCUACUAUCUUAAUUUGUGAUGGAGGGCACAGAUGAUAAAAAAGUAUCUGCAGCAAGCUUAAGAAGCAUAUCUGGAUUGACUGAUACUAGUUUUGAGGAUGAAGCAUCUGCAGAAUUAGAAAAUUACGAUGAAAAGAAAUGGAGAUUAUCGCAUUUAAAGAACCAGUUUGAAUCAUUAGAAUUGCACAAGUUGUAUGCAAUAUACACCGACAAGAUAAAUCAUGGAUACUUCUCCUUAUUUUUAAUCCUCCAAGGAGUGUUAAGUCUGACACAUUUUUUAGUUUUAACAUUUAGUAAUUACCAGAAUAAGGAUAAUAUGAUCAAAGUGAUACCAGAUCUUAUUUUAUACAUGUCAGUAUUUGUAUUAUCUAUGUUUGGGCUGUAUCUGGUCGAUAAAAUUGUUGAAAAAUACAAAAAACUUCAAUAUAUAUCUCUGUUAGCAUUUGCAAUACUAUUUUUUGUAAACGCAUUUGUGCCUUACUAUCACAAUAUAAAAGAUGGAAAUGGAAAUUACAGGACUGCUUACUCUUCGCAUUUGAUAUUAUCCUGCUACGUUUUCUUCAGCAUACAUGACGUUCUAGUGUCAUUUGUAAUGGGACUAUUCGUUUCCGUUUUUUAUAUUAUGACUUUAAUUUUGACAACAUACGCAGGAUCGGACAUGCUUUGGCAAAGGGUGUUAUCAGAAGUAUUUUAUUUGAUUGUCAUCAACGGACUUGGCACCUAUUUUAGGUACAUGAACGAAAUAGUUAUUAGACGCAGUUUUCUUGAUAGACGAGACUGCAUCAUGUCAACCUUCCAACUUCGGCAUGAAAAAGAGCAAGAGGAACAACUGAUGUCUAGCAUUAUUCCUAAUAAUAUAAUGAAGAAAGUUAAACAAAAUUAUUUGGAAGCUACAAAGUACUAUCUUCAAACUAAAAGAUAUCUUAAGAAGAACCCAUUCGAGAAUGCAUUGCUUGACAAAUGUAAUAAUGUGACUAUUCUAUUUGCCGAUAUUGUACAUUACACGGAAAUGACAUGUAAAUUAAACAUAACCGAUCUUCUGGAAACACUCAACGAUUUAUUUGGUUGGUUCGAUGAAGCUUCUGAGAAAUUAAAAGUAAUUAGAAUAAAAUUUCUUGGCGAUUGUUAUUACUGCGUUGCUGGAUUACCUCCAGAUCCUGCUCCCAAUCACGCAGAAGCGUGCGUGGAUUUAGGAUUGGCGAUGAUAUCCAUAAUUGCGAAUGUGAGGCAAAAAAGGAAUUUAAACAUCAAUAUGAGAAUUGGUGUCCAUACUGGUAAAAUUAUAAGUGGAAUUAUUGGAGCAAGAAAGAACCAGUUUGAUAUAUGGUCUAGAGACGUAGACAUAGCAAAUAAAAUGGAAAGUGAAGGCAAACCUGGAAAAGUUCAUAUCACUAAUACUACGAAAGCUCUGCUUGAAAAGCCGUACCUCAUUCAUUCCACAGAUAAAGGUGAAACAGUUCAGCAAUUCAAACAAUACGAUUUACAAACUUUCCUAGUGUCACCGUCAGAAAACAACGAAGGCAACAGGACUGUGCUUUUUCCAGAGCCUAAUGGUACAGUUACAAGUCAACGUAGAUCAUCACUUUUUAAAAAGCAAAGACAAGGUUUAGGCAAUGGAACAAUUUUAUUGACACAAUUACAGAACGCAUCAAUUCAGGAAGAUGAGGAGAAAGAUCCCGCCACCGCGUAUCUUACAGUGACAAAGGGAAGUCUGACUAGUAGCUUGUCGAGUAUUGACGAGAAUGGAAAUACAAAUGACAGGCUGUACAAAAGAAGAAUCAGUAACGGUCCACACAGAAACUCAAAAUUAACGGAUGACAGGCGAUCCACGGCAGAUCUAAAGAGGCGAACAGCCUUCAUGAAUAAUAAUAUUAAAAGAUACGCAGAGCGUACUGUAGCUGUAAAUAAAGAAAUGGAAAAAACAAUUGCGAACAUAACAUAUUCAAAAUACGAGCAAUAUGUUAAAAUGAAGGACAUUAACAGCAUUUUCCUAUGUUUUACUUCGAGAAAAAACGAAUGGGGCUAUAUUACAAUACCAGAUCCACUUUUUAAGUAUUAUUUAUUAAGUGCAGCAGUUUUAAUAUUCUUUGUGUACAUAAUACAGAAUUUAACUUUAUCGCAUUGGGGUUGGUCAUCAUGGCCCUUUCUAGCGACACAAUUUGUGAUUAUAUUCCUAUUUCUGCCAUUGUCUUGGACACAUUUUCUAUGGAGCCGAUAUGUAGCAAAUAUCAUGGAUGAUCCUCCAAGGAAUAUAUUGAUAAAUUUUUUAUGUAAAUCAUCGAAGCUUGUAACGAACAGUUUCACGGUUCGACUUGUAAUAUUCAUAAUAAUCUAUAUCUGUUUUGGCGUGUGCAUACUAAUGGAGUUGAUCGAAUGCGAAGGUGAAGCUGAAGGAGGGCAAAUUUUUGGGGAGAGAUAUCCUUUUUUUUUAUUAUUUUCAAGUCGGCGAAAAUUUCAAAAUAAUGAAUAUUGCAUUAUACCCUGGCACAUGACGGAAUCCUGUAUAUUGGCAGUUGUAAUGACAUAUUUAUUUUUGAGGAUAUUCCUUUGGAUUAAAUUGCUAUUUGCUGUCAUCACUGUAACUAUUUACAGUUACGGUGUACUUAGUUUCAGUAAAGGAUUCUAUGCGGGCAGUGAAACAUUUAAUUACGGCUUGGAACCACAAGUUGCUCAUAUUUUGAGUGUAGUUUUUUUCACGAUGACUCUACAUUGCAUAGAUAGGCAAACUGAUUAUAUGAAUAGAUUGGACCAUCUACUCAACUUGAAACUAAAAACUGAACAAGAAGAGGCGAAUGAAUUACAAAUAAUUAACAAAAAUCUGUUGCUGAAUAUUCUGCCCAAGCACGUCGCUAAAUUAUAUCUGGAUGUCAAUAGAGAAAUGAAAGAACUGUACUACGAAAACCACAACGAUGUAGCUAUUAUGUUCGCUUCUAUAAUUGUAGAUGACGAUUUGCAAGAAAUUUUAGGAGAUGAGCAUUUUCUUAUUCUAAUGAAUGAAUAUAUCACCUCGUUUGAUACGUUAAUUAAUAGGAAGGAGUUCCGUACUAUUGAAAAGAUAAAAGUUGCCAAAUGGACGUACAUGGCAGCGUGUGGUCUGUUUCCAGGAGGAAAGGAAUUUGAAAUAGAGAGACAUGUGACCAGCGCGACACUGGAGACACUCCUCAGCUAUGCCUCAAAUAUGUUCAAACAUCUUAAAAUUUGUAACCAAAACAUGUACAACUGUCAAUUAAGAAUAGGUAUCUGCCAUGGUCCAAUAGUCGCUGGUGUUGUCGGAUCUAAAAAACCGCUCUACGAUAUAUGGGGAGAUCCUGUCAACAUGGCAUCUAGAAUGGACAGUACCGGCAUACCAAAUCGCAUUCAAGUCAUGGAGAACACUGCAGAAAUCAUUCAGAACCUGGGAUACAUUUGCGAUUAUCGGGAUAAAAUUCGAGUAAAGGGUAAAGAUGAUCUCGUUCGAACGUACUUCGUGAGGCUUGACGAGAAUUAUAAUUUGGUAAAAAAUGUAACCGCGGAAAUUGAUGAUGAAUGAAUGAAAUAACUUAUUUAUUUUAGUAUAAGAGAUCUAUUAAUUUUUUUAAUCGAUCACUAAAGAGCUUUAAUUAUUACAUGGCAAUAAUAUUUUAUAUUGGUCAGUGAAAUUAAAUCAUGUGAAUAUGUUUAUUUAUAUUUUUAAGUGUAAUUAAAUAUAUAAUAUUAAUUUUA
Anoplophora glabripennis (Asian longhorned beetle) is the source of this 3995-nucleotide messenger RNA. Its product is annotated as adenylate cyclase type 7. The transcript is spliced from 18 exons. Bases 313 to 3822 code for a protein of 1169 amino acids. The record is from RefSeq and is a predicted model, not a curated record. Lineage: Eukaryota; Metazoa; Arthropoda; Insecta; Coleoptera; Cerambycidae. Gene Ontology annotation, molecular function: adenylate cyclase activity. Gene Ontology annotation, biological process: intracellular signal transduction; adenylate cyclase-activating G protein-coupled receptor signaling pathway; cAMP biosynthetic process.